AUGAACAACUUCAACACGAGUUUGACGACCUUGAUCGCUUGUUUAACGCUCUUGUUUGGGGUUUCUGAAGCGACGCCGGGAAACCACCAUGUACGACAGGUGAACGACACCUCCAAGGCCGGCAUGGCGUGGGCGAACUCCAAUGCUGUCAGUAUCAAGCAGUAUGAGGUGACUGGGAAAGUUUCGUGGUACUAUACCUGGUCUUCGAACCUCGUCAAUUCUGAUCUUGAAUUUGUUCCUUUGUUAUGGGGAACGAAAACUCUGGAUCAGUUCUCGUCGACCAUACAGCCAACGCUUUCUCAAACGCGUCCCAUUAUUACCGCAGUCCUAGGGAUGAAUGAACCUGAUCAAACAAGCCAGUCGAAUUUGACUGCGUUGGAGGGCGCACAAAUGUGGAAAUCCUAUCUAGAACCCUUGAGGGUUAAUGGCGUACGUCUCGGUAGCCCAGCAAUAUCCAGUGCUCCCACUGGUAAAACCUGGCUUCAAGAUUUUUUCACUGUUUGCGCUGGUAACUGCACCGUCGAUUUCAUCGCUCUUCAUUGGUAUGGCGUCAACGCAACACAAUUCAUUCAAUAUCUCAACGACCUCCACGCCACCUUCCAGAAACCACUUUGGGUAACGGAGUGGGCUUGUCAGAAUUAUGUUAAUGUCCAACAGCAGUGCUCUGAUAACGAUAUCGUACAUUUCAUGAACGAGACCCAAUCUUUUAUGGAUGGUGCAAUUUUUGUUGAGAGAUAUGCUUGGUUUGGUGCGAUGGAGCAUUUGCCACAAGGCGUAAAUCCUGGCAACGCGCUCAUGGAUGCAAAUGGAAAUAUUAACGCUCUUGGGAGACAGUAUAUUAACAGUAUUGGCACCUCAGUGUCGAGUGAUGCAAGUAGACCUGCCAAGUCUCUGAUACCUUCAUUUAUACCACUCUUUUUGGUGUCCCUAAUGUUUUGUUAUUUUUGA
This is a messenger RNA of Laccaria bicolor S238N-H82, 948 nucleotides long. RefSeq lists its product as uncharacterized. Gene Ontology annotation, biological process: fungal-type cell wall polysaccharide metabolic process. Lineage: Eukaryota; Fungi; Basidiomycota; Agaricomycetes; Agaricales; Hydnangiaceae. The record is from RefSeq and is a predicted model, not a curated record. The coding region runs from base 1 to 948 and encodes 315 amino acids. Gene Ontology annotation, cellular component: fungal-type cell wall. The transcript is spliced from 6 exons.